AGCGGAGAGAGCAGCGCCCGCAGCCCGCGCUGCGGCUCGGUCGCGCCGGCCCCGCGGGCUCCCGCCGCCGCCAGCAUGCAGCCCCCCGCCCUCAGCAUCCUCCUGCUCAUCGUCUGCUUCGGCAGCGCCCGGGGAAACCUCUCCCGCGACGAGAGCCAGCCCACGACGUCGGACGAGACCGUGGUGGCCGGGGGCACGGUGGUGCUCAAGUGCCAGGUGGAGGAUCCCGAUGAUUCCUCGCUGCAGUGGUCCAACCCUGCCCAGCAGACCCUGUACUUCGGGGAGAAACGAGCCCUGCGGGAUAACAGGAUCCAGCUGGAGAGAUCCACCCCCAACGAGCUGACCAUCAGCAUCAGCGACGUGGUGCUGGCCGACGAGGGCGAGUACACCUGCUCCAUCUUCACCAUGCCCGUGAGGACGGCCAAGGCCCUGGUCACCGUGCUGGGAAUCCCCCAGAAGCCCCAAAUCUUCGGCCACGAGCAGCCCAUCGAUGAGGAGAAGGUGGCGCGGCUCAUCUGCCGCUCGUCCGGCAGCAAACCCGCGGCGCAGCUGCGCUGGAGGAAGGGCAACAGGGACAUCAAGGACACGGUGACCGAGGUGGUGGAGGACCCCAAUGGCAAGACCUUCACGGUGACCAGCAGGGUGGAGUUCCGCGUCACCAAGGAGGACAACGAGGUCGAGGUCACCUGCACCGUGGACCACGAGUCCCUGCAGAACUCGGAGAGGUCCACCACGCAGAAGCUGCAGGUCCACUACAAACCCACAGCGAAGAUCGAGCCGCACCCGCAGUACCCGCGGGAGGGGGAGAAGCUGCAGCUGCAAUGUGACGGGCAGGGCAACCCCAUCCCGCAGGAAUUCCUCUGGGAGAAGGAGGGCAGCGACGCUCCCCUGCAGCUCAGCUCCGACAGCGUGCUCAUCUUCCCCUUCCUCAACAAGAGUGACAGUGGCACCUACGUGUGCACGGCCACCAGCUCCAUGGGCAGCGUGGUGGCCAAGUACAACCUGGACGUCAGCGAUCAUCCCCAGCUCCCCACCCCACACGUUCACUCCACCCCGGGCCCUUCCCAGCCCAUCUGUCAUGCUUCCAUGGCCUCGGCUCCAUCCUUCACUCCAGCUCCCAUCCAAGAUGCCAGCCCGGUGCCCUCGACCUCCAGCACCUACCACGCGAUGAUCGGCGGGGUGGUGGCUGUCAUUGUCUUCCUCCUGCUCAGCCUCCUCAUCGUGCUGGGACAUUACCUGAUCAGGCACAAAGGGACGUACCUGACCCACGAGGCCAAAGGCUCGGACGAUGCUCCGGACGCCGACACCGCCAUCAUCAACGCCGAGGGCGGCCAGGCCGGCGGCGACGACAAGAAGGAAUAUUUCAUCUAAAAGGGUCAGAGAGAGGGAGGAGAGAGAGAGAGAGAGAGAGAGAGAGAAAUGGAGCCAAGAGAACCCCGAUGGCAACGGCAACCAGACCACAAACCCCACAAAACCCAACAGAUUUUCUCUGGCGCCCGGCACGGGCGGACGGACGGACGGACAGAGGGAUGGCGGGACAGAGAGCAGGGAGAGCCACCGGCCUCGAGGCGCUGCUGACGCUUCUUGAACUUGUACAAAUCCUUCACUCCAACAGCGAGAGCCCCGGCCCCGUUUGCUUGCUUGCACCUCCAUCCCCACGCCCCAAACCCCACAGACCCAAAACCCGUGAGUGAGCGACUUCUUCCUUCUUCCUUUUUGGACCUUUUUUAUUUUUUGGCUUUGGUUUCGUGGCUGCUCUUUGCUUCGGGCCCUUGGUUGGGGUGUUGGGCUGGGGUCGAUGUAGCUCUUCCCUUUGUUUCUCUCCCUUUUGGUUUCUUUGAUGUCCAAGGAUAAAAUCACAGCUCCGGGUUCCCGGGGUGAGGUUGGGAUCCUGGGUGUCCCCGUUGUCCCCUCCCCGUGCUCGGGGGGUGACUCCAGGUGGGAGCGGAGCGAGCCCCUGCCCCGAUUUUAUCCUUGGUGGUUCUUGUGGAGCAGUGUCCAUGCGGGAGCAGAGCUGUCCUCGUGCAGUCAGUGUGUGAAAGGGGGUGAAAGGCCAGGGUGGGACCCCCAGAGACACCAGGAGCCCCCACAGCUCCCUGGUCCCA
Molecule: messenger RNA, 2105 nt
Organism: Camarhynchus parvulus
Lineage: Eukaryota; Metazoa; Chordata; Aves; Passeriformes; Thraupidae
Gene: CADM3
Product: cell adhesion molecule 3
Exons: 10
Coding region: 76-1371 (431 amino acids)
Biological process (GO): homophilic cell-cell adhesion
Cellular component (GO): presynaptic membrane
Source: RefSeq, a predicted model, not a curated record